CUUGAAGCAACAACUUCUAAUAAUCUCACAUUUACCUCCAUCUAAUUAAUGGAAUUCAUGGAACAUGGAAUGGGUAAAGAUGAAGAUAAAGAGAAGAUGAACAUAUAUGCUAAUGUACAUUCUGUAAACAUUCAUGAUGUCAGGACAGAAACAGAGAACACCAGGAAACACCAAACACCUCAACACACAGGAACUGAUUGUGUGAAGAUCAGAAGAUACAGAACAGCUGUGGUGUGUUUGGUUCUGCUGUGUGCCCUUCUGCUGACUGCAGUCAUAGUACUGUGUGUCCACAUCCAUACGAACAACACACACUACACAGAAGAGAGCGGUGAGCUACUAAUUAACAUUACCAAACUCGCAGAAGAGAAAGACCAACUACUAACCAGGAAUACAGAACUCACAAAAAAGACAGACCAGCUAUUAACUAAGAUUGUCAACCUCACAGAAGCGAGAGACCAGCUAGUAAACAAGAGCAUGCAGCUGACAAAAGAGAGAGAUGGAUUAUUAUCAAGUAACCGUGAUCUGAUUAGAGACCAAUUACAUCAGGAGAAAAAUGAACUGUUGAAAAGUAUUCAUGGAAUGGAUGGAUGGAUUUACUAUCAAUCUAAUCUUUACUUUGUUUCCUCUGAGAAGAAGAGCUGGACUGAGAGCAGAAGAUACUGUAUGGAGAGAGGAGUAGAUCUGAUCAUCAUAAACAACAGAGGGGAACAAGAUUUUGUGAAGAAAAUAUCUGCUAAUGCUAAUGUCUGGAUUGGUCUGACUGACAUUGAUGUGGAGGGCAGCUGGAAAUGGGUUGAUGGCAGCACACUGACCUCUGGAUUCUGGGAUCCUCGAGAACCCAAUGGACAUAGAGGAGAGAACUGUGCUCUGACUUAUUUACCAGGAUGGGCUGAUUAUCCAUGUAGUGAUCUUUUUCUAUGGAUCUGUGAAAAGAGCAUUUUAAAAUAAGUCAUUACAUGAACUGCAGGUUCAUGUACUAAAAUACACAUGGGUACAUUUUCCCCUAAGAACAGCUUUAUUUAAAGGAACUGCAACUGCUAGAACACAGUUUUUUUUCCCUCCAUACAGAAUAGAAUCAUUUACA
Messenger RNA from Sinocyclocheilus rhinocerous, 1084 nucleotides. Its product is annotated as C-type lectin domain family 17, member A-like. The record is from RefSeq and is a predicted model, not a curated record. NCBI's taxonomy places the organism in Eukaryota, Metazoa, Chordata, Actinopteri, Cypriniformes, Cyprinidae. The transcript is spliced from 5 exons. The coding region runs from base 49 to 948 and encodes 299 amino acids.